This is a messenger RNA of Dunckerocampus dactyliophorus (ringed pipefish), 15908 nucleotides long. Its product is annotated as transmembrane protein 121. The record is from RefSeq and is a predicted model, not a curated record. The transcript has a single exon. Bases 1324 to 2280 code for a protein of 318 amino acids. Lineage: Eukaryota; Metazoa; Chordata; Actinopteri; Syngnathiformes; Syngnathidae.
CCCUGGAAAAGUGUUUUCUCUCUCUCUCUCCCUCUCUCUCUCUCUGCAGCUGUGGUGUGCCGAGCAUCACCUCCACAGAGCAAGUGCAUUUACUUGAGCAGAGGAGGGAGAAGGGAGAGGAGGGUGGCUGCAAGAGAAAGAGAGAAAACCCUCAGGAGUGUGUCUGAACGCACCAGGGAGCAUCUCCGACUUUGCGGAGAGAGCUGGAAAGUGCACAGGGAGGCGGGCAGAGGGAUAUGAGUAUCAAAGCGGCCGCUGUUGCCGACAGAGUGCACGAAGGGGGACUCAAACACUGACUCUGUUGAUCCCGGUGUCCCUGGCAUCAAGAAGAAGCCGGAGCUUGAGACUGGAAGGGGGAUUUGGGGGAUCCUUUUACAGAGAGAGCAUGCUGGGAGACACAUCAGCACAGCUGAGUGGAGAAGGACGGUGACACAUUUGCAGCAAAAUAUCUUCUGAAACAUUCAAAAGGCUGGGAAGGAAAGACUAGAGUGGCAUGUUCUACUUUUGGCUGUAUGGAUGCUGGGUAAUUGAGAGGAAAACUCCCGGACAGAAAGCGUCAUUUUGAAAAAACAGACUUACCGCAGAGCUCUUUACACUCACAGUAACUUUCUGAGGUUUUGGACACUCAAAAGCACACCGUAUAAAUAACGUCCACUCUCUGUUGCUGAAAUCGAGACCAUUAAAAUGCCUCAGACUGAUGCAGUCUGAGCUGUAAGUGGAUUACAACGCCAGUAUUUUGGGAUUGCACUUUUGCUUGGGAAAAAAAAAGAAGAAAAUCCAUAAAUGGUGGAUUUACAUCUGUCAGAGAAGAAGAGGAUCCCGUGCUGCUUUCGUCUUGUGGAUUACAGAUGGGCUUUGUGAUCACUCAGCACAGUCUCAUGGAUGACUGUGCACCAGUCAUUAGGAUAAAGUACAAAGGGGGACUCAAGUGAGUACUCAGAUAAAUCUUUAUCGCUGAAGAUUGGGCAAACACGGAUGUUGAAAGUGAAGCAGCAGUUUAAGGUUUUGUUUUUUUAAUAGUCAGAAAAUGUAAGUGAUGUGUUCAAGUGUGGUGUUUAAUGACACAUGGGAGAGAUAAACACAGAGCCGUUCGUUUGCUGACACACUGAAUCAACAUCACUGACUAAAUGAGUGGUUGUGUCUACCUGGCAGACGGCUUGAACACAAGCAGAGAUCGAUUGCGUUGGUCAGUGUGAUCCAUGCUUCCUGGAUUGUGGCUGAAACUGAAGUCACGCAGGGAAUCUGAUCCACGUCCUCCCGGGACAAACUGAGGACACUCCUCUUCAGCACACGGCUCCUCCUCCUCCUUUUACUUGAGCAAGAAUGGUACCCCCACCUCCCACCAACAAGCCCCACGUGUGCCUGUCCACCAUCCUUAUCAUGAGCAGCAUGGCACUGAUUGAUGCUUACCUGGUUGAGCAGAACCAUGGCCCGCGCAAGAUUGGCAUCUGCAUCAUGGUGAUGGUGGGAGACAUCUGCUUUCUGAUUGUCCUGCGAUACGUGGCGGUGUGGGUGGGGGCCGAGGUGCGCACGGCCAAGCGAGGGUAUGCCAUGAUCCUUUGGUUCCUCUACAUUUUUGUGCUGGAAAUCAAGGUCUAUUUUGUGUAUCAAAACUAUAAGGCUGACAGGAAGAGCCUUGACGCUCUUGCCAGAAAGGCAUUAACGUUGCUGCUCUCCAUCUGCAUUCCAGUGCUCUUUGUGGUGCUGGUGGCUAUUGACCACAUGGAGUAUGUGCGCGCCUUCAAGAAGCGGGAGGAGAUCCGAAAUCGUCUCUUCUGGGUGGUGGUGGACUUGCUUGACAUUCUGGACAUUCAAGCCAACCUAUGGGAGCCCCAGAAAAAGGGCCUCCCUUUGUGGGCGGAGGGCUUGAUGUUUUUCUACUGCUACAUCCUCCUCCUGGUGCUACCCUGCGUGUCUUUGAGCGAGAUCAGCAUGCAGGGUAUCAACAUUGUGCCCCAUAAGAUGCUCCUAUACCCCAUCCUCAGCCUGGUGACUAUAAACAUCAUCACACUCUUCAUUCGUGGCGGGAACAUGAUUUUGUACAGGGACGCCAGGGUCUCUGGGAUUCUGAUAGGAAAGAACAUACUGGCCAUCAUCCUAAAGACCUGUAGCUUUGUGCAGUACAGGAGACAGUUGCAGAGUGCGCCACCUACUUUUGGGGUCGAGCUGCAGAAAAACUCUCUGCCCCACGCUCGCCCCGCCCCCACCCCUACCCAAGUGCAAGUGGUCCUGCAGGACCAAACACCCCUUCCCGAGGUGACGACGUGUGAGCACACAUGACAAAAUGCUGUGCGGGACCCUCAAGUAGCUUGCAGGGAACAAUAUUUCACACUUUUUAGGUCAUGUCAACAAUCAUUUGAAUGCACUGAUGCGUAGGAAUCAUCUGCACCGCUGUCACGGUGCAAAAAACAUCAGCUGUUACUCCUGUAAAGUCCUUAAUUUCUUUAAUUGUGUAUUUUUCCAACUAUACAACAGGAAAAAAAACAGCAAGAGUAUAUAUUUUUGAAUUUGAUGUUGCAUUCUAAUGUGUGCUGUGGUGUGUAUUUCUGUAGCUUGAGUCUUCUUAGUAGCCGAGGGCUUUAAACACACCUUGAGCAAGUAAUGUGAAAAUAAAUGUUCAAGUGGGUGUUUUAUAUGUCAAUUUUGAUAAAAUACUGCCCUUCUUCUGUACGAACAGGGUUUGCAUCACAUCAUUGGACCAAUUCAAUGUGUUGGUGUUUUCAAAUUCAGCAGGUUUUUAAUGAACCUGUGCAGCAGAAUAAAAUAGACAAUGAUUUUUCCACUCAUUGCUGAAGUGGUGCUUUUGCAGCGUUAUUCCCCUUGAGAUUACAUCGUCUGAUCCCAGGUUGCUUAGUUGGAGUGCGAUCAGUGAGUUGACAUCUUUUUAGUGUUUGAGUGGGCCAGCACACAGGGACAACACACCAGUAUUACCAGAUGAUUGCCCCAAAACAGAUAAAGUAGAAAUUAAUCAUGCAAACAUCAUUUACUGAAAGAUUGGCUAAAGUCGAAUGGUCCUGAAUGUCGUACAAUUCUGAAUUCAGGAAAUGUCCGCAUCUAAAGUUGCACAAAAAUCCAGAGCUCGAUGUGCCAUCAUGCUUGACACCACACGCCAACUCUACAUAACUGAAGGGGUUCAGUGUUAUUAAUAACAGGGUACUGAGGCACUCAGUCGAGCGCAGACCUCUGCCAGGUUAGACAGACUGUGGUCUGCAUAUCAACACAAAGGAUUCCUGCCAAAGGUUUAAAGCAAUUUUAUUCACAUUGUUACAUGUACAAAUGCAAACGUGUAUUCAUAACAAUUUUUAAAUUGCCUGCACUCAAGCUGUGCUGUACCGAUGGUUCCAGUGAAUGUGUGAAAAGAAAACACAGUACAUUCCUUUAGUGGCAUUUGAUCACAAUUAAUAAUGUGUUCUUGCUUUAUACAUGUGCCAUGUAUUCCCAACGUUCCAUGGAACUCAUCUGUGUAGCUUUUCAGUUCAACUCAAUUUAGCUAAGUAAAUUACUGGCUAACUAAAACACACAUAAAGGGGGUUCGCACGUGACACUAAACAAGGAUUGAUGACAUUUACAUGAUUUCCUAUGGGGAAAUUGUAUGAUAAAUGAAGGACUGGGUUCAAUUAUAAGAGACUCCAGAGUAUAUUGCAUGAAGUAAACUACUGGAUGAACCAUUACUAACGAACAGCACAAGGAGGUCAAUCAUUAUGCCGUGCAAACAAGCAAAUAACCAUAUUUAUCUCUGUAAAAUAUGAACUAGAUUUAAAACCAGGCCUCCUUUCUUGUACUCUGCAUACAUUCCUUAAUAUUGGUCUCUUCAACUAGAUUAGGUUAGAUUGUACUCAGUAGUAGAAAAGUACACUGAACCCAAUGGACUGAUAAAACAUAUACAAAAGCUUGGAGCAAACAUUAAAGCAGGCAAGUCUCCUUCAGGCAUAUAUUCUUAUUCUGCCUGUUUUUUUUUUUUUAUACAUUGUCCAUAUUUGCAACCCAGUUCAUCUUAGACCCAAGAAGGAGUGACUGCUUCCAUUAUUUCAAACAGACUGGCUACUCUGAGGGUACAGUCGCUGAUUCAAUAUUAACCUUUCAGCAUUAUUUCAAUAGUGACAACUUGCUGUGGUACAAAACAAGUGAAUAGCUUGCGUUCCAGCAACCAGCAUCUUUGAUGAUUGCAACACAGCUACAACAUCGGUUGCUAAUUACAUUAUCUUUUUUCAAAGUGUGUGCAAACAAAAGAAAAACAUUCAUCCUUUAGCAGUUGAUCAGCUGGUUGAGCUUGUCAGGUUUGUACAACUCUCAAAGCGCUAAACACUAAACAGUGACAGCAAUUUAAAAACGUACAGUACGUCCAUUUUCUACACCGCCUGUCCUCAUUACGGUCAUAGGUUAGCCGGAGCCUAUCCUAUCCCAGACUUUAGGUGAAAAGCGGGGUACUCUCUACACAUAUAGACAAAUAACCAUUCACAUCUAUGGAAAAUUUAGACAUGCAUGUUUUUUUGGGAAUGUUCAUAUGAGAACAAGAAGAUGUUCCAAAGGAGAUUCAACCCAAAUCUCCAGACUUCAAAGCUGAUGUGCUAAGAUUAGAAACCAGUAAUGAUUAUAACUGAGACCUGAUGAUUGUGAUGGAAUUAAUAAAACAUUAAAACAGAGGAAGCAGAGUCAAAAACCAAAGGAAGCCAGUUGAGUGAGUUUGCUGAGUACAGUGUGUUCAUUCAGUUAAUAAUACAUGAGCAUUACAUUACGAUGAAACAAUGCACUCUAUUAGCUACCAGCUAAGCGUGAGGUGGAUUUUUAAAUUGAGUUCAGAAAAAUCCUCAUUAGUGCACUCAUUGUAUUCAUUGAAGACUCAAAAGACAAUUUAGGAAUAGCAACCAAGAGCGCUUUUGUUCUGCCACUCAUACCGAGUAAUGAAUGAAGACUGCAGUCAUCCAGGUAACCGUGUUGUGUCUAUGCUUUGCUGUAAGGCGUGUUGGGUGCACCGGCCAACAUUAACACUGACAUAACAUAGUGGCCUGCACCAAGAGAAGAGAAACGGCUAUUGUAAAUUCCCAGCUCGACCUUGGGUAGCCCGGGAUGGCAGCACAGCCGGGAAAACAAAUAUAUUUUUUAUAGAACCUAUAUUGGGGCACAAAAAUGGCAGAAAUGGCUGCUCAUCAAAUAUGAAUUUCCUUGUAUUGAGGCUAACUGAUUUUGGAAGACUUUGCAAAAAAAAAAACAGGUUUUUCAGCAUGCACAAAACUAUCUUUGCUGACCCUGCAUUAAUUGUUAACGUUGGCCUUCAAGCUCAAACUUUAAGCUCCAUGCAUCUUUCGAACAGCGCUGGCAAAAAUAGGGGCUGAAAGUUAUUCUCUGGUGUUACAAGUUGGUCUUAUACUUGAACAGAAGCUACAAAUCUGCUGUAGGCAGCUUUUCUGCUGAACAUUUGCAAUUAUCUCUCCACUAGUUCAAUCUCCAUCACCAAUUUGUUUCCUCACAUAUCAUCUUCACACACCCACGAGAGGGAUCUCAGUUGCUGCCCUCCUCACGCAGUAAGUUCAGCUCCCUUUACUCGUGCACCGGGACUAAUAAAAGCAAUGAAGCCGGUGCGGGAUCAAGGUUACGGCUUGAAGCGAUGCUAUAAUCUUUGGAAUAAUCAGGUCACUCUGUUGGACUUCUGACAACUUUGGAGUGGAGCCGACAGGGGACCAGACAUUGCUCAGAAGUCACAAAUGUAAAUACAAUAUUUAUGUGUGGAGAUUGGAAGUGUAAAUUCUUUCGGAUUUCUUAUCAGGCUUUGUUGCCUAAUAAAAGAUUCAGACGGUGUGCUUACAGGGCUUUUCCUCAGUCAUCUGUUUACAUCUCACUGUGCUCUCCGAAGUCCCGCAAGGCUUGAAGAAAAUAGCUGUUGGUGAAAGGAAACAUCUCUUUCUGUAAAUGUGGCUUCAUUUAUUAUAAAACCGUGUUACACCUUUUGUUUUGGAAGAGAGCGCUCUUGCCUUGAUCCAUUGUUCACACAGCCGAAAGACUUACACCUCACAGGAGUAAAGACGAGUGCUGCGUCUGCCACUGAGCUGCAUGUCAACUGGAAUCAACUUUAUUAAGAGCCGUUAAGCAAAGAAUAUGUUUCCUUGUACAGCGUUAUGAAGCAAAAUAGCGAAGAAAAUUAAACAUUUGGAAGUCAACGAUACUUUCUUUUGGGAGAAAAUACAAAUAAUACAAGAAAAAAAUGACCUGGUUGCCUUCGGUUAGCAGUAGCAUCUAGGACAGGCGAACUAUAAUAAAACGGGACUUCAAGAGGAGUUUAGUUAUUCGGGAGGAGCUCAGAGUAGAGCCGCUGCUACUUCACUGAGGUGACUCGGGCAUCUCGUACGUCCCUGGUGAGGGUCCAGGUGAGGGUCCAGCCGGGGGGACGUCCUCGGGCAGAUCUAGGACACGCUGCAGGGAUUAUGUCUCACAGCUGACCUGGGAACGCCUCUGUGUCCUCCUGGUGGAAGGUUCUAUUUUAGGUCCUGUCUUGUUUUUAUUGUACUUUCUGCCACUGGGGCCGCAACGUGUAAAAGGGUCGAGCGAGAGGGAGGGAAGGAAUGACAGAGUGCAGCGAUAUGCCUGAGCACACAACAGUAGCGAUUGCACGUUAAUAUGACUCAAAAUCUGUCUUUGCUACCUCAAAAAUUAGGGCACAAAUAUAACACCGUAGACAAAAAAAAUCUUUGAGCUCCAGCUCAUUGGGGCUGACUCUUGUCACGCAUCGACCAGUCUCUCUCCUCGCCACCGCUCGCCCACCACACUGAGCCAACAAGCCGAGUUGUAAUUUGCUCCAAGAGUCCACGCCACCAGUCGAACCCACAAAGUGGGGAUGACCAAAGCGCGGCCCGUGGCUCAUUUGUCAUUGCAUCACUGCAGAAACAAAAUAACAUUUAAAAAACAGCAAAAAUUGAAAAAAGUAGAGCAAAAAGCACAAUGGACAAAAGCUGAAAUGUUGUAUAAUGACACAAAACUUUGUAUUUAAAGACAAAUCUUGAAAUAUCUAUUUUACUUUACUGUCUACAAAAUAAAAGUAAACCUUUCUACAAAAUACAUAAAUAAAUAAAUAUAUAUGUUAAUAUAUAAUUUAAAUAUAUUGUAUAUAUUUCUCUCUAGGCAUGCAUAUACAAAUAUACAUAUACAUAUAUAUACAUAUACAUAUAUAUAUAUACACACACACACAAAUAUCUUGGUUGGGGGCAGGGGGAAAUGUAGAUCUUACGCAGGUUCACGGCCGAGACCAGGGAUGUUGGGCUCAAAAAGGUUGGUGACCACCGCUUUAUGGCCUUACAAAACCUCCUCCAUGAUAUAAAAACCUGGCUGUCAAUGAAUUUUCUGAAUUGAAAUGAAAAGAAAACUGAGGUUGUGAUUUUUGGGGACACACUCCUCACUGGUGUCAACUGGUUUCAUCUUAUUGCCGCACCUGUCUUAAAAACAUUGGCGUUUUUUUUUUUUAUAGCUCUUUUAAUCUUAUUAACCAAAUCAGUUCAGUGAUCAAAGCAACCUCAGGAUUCUUGCUAAGGUGAAGCUAUAAAGGGUCUUACAUGUGCUCAUUUCAUCAUGUCUGGACUGUUGUAACUUCCUUUACUUUGGCCUUGGCCAAGUCUUCGGAGAUUUCAACUGGUCCAAAAUGCAGCUGCUUGCCUGCUCAUGGGGAAAAAAAACGGUAUGAACACGUUACCCCUGUGCUUGCUUCACCCCACUGGCUGCCUGUAGUUUUUACAAUUCAUUUUAAGAUUUUAUCGCUUGUUUUUAAAUGCCUAAACGGACUUGCCCCCUUUUAUUUAAGCGAUAUGCUGACUUGGCACACUCCUGCUAGAGCAGCGAGGUCUUGCAACAAGUCUCUUUUACAUUGUCCCACGACUAGACUAAAAGCAAGAGGAAACAAGAACCGCGGAACUUAAAUUAUGGAACUCUCUCCCUUUGCAAAUUAAAAUGGCUCCUUCUGUGGAGUGUUAAAAGCUAAAGCCGCACCUUUUAAACACUGCCUUUCAAGACAAGCUAGUUUAGACAUUUUUAUCUAUUUGUUUUAUUUUAUUUAUCUGUUUUUUGUAUAUCAAAUGUUUUAAUUGUUCUACUUGUUCCCAUUGACUUUUAUUUAUUUUAAUACUUGUUCCAUUUAUCCUAUUUUGGCUAUUUUAUUUAACUUUAAGCAUUUUACUUUCUUGGUAUGUAUAGCACUUUGUACAGCACCUUGACCUUGACCCUAUGAAUUAAAAAAUAAAAAUCCCCUGCCACCAGUUCAUAAAUAAUCAUGACAGUUGGCGAUGGGGAAUUUCUCUGCUUGACACAACAUUUAUAAUUUACACUUAAUAUAAAAAGGCGCAUCUUAUGUUGCUCUUUAAUGUAAUGAAUGGUUAAACAAUCGAGCCGACCGCCAACGGGGGGGCCGCUGAUGACAAUUUGCAACAUAGACGCAAUAUAGCCAAACUCAUCACUUUUGAAAUGUUUCUCAUGACUGGUUUUAAUUGUUUGGGUUGGACAAAGUCUUGGAAAAUCACAUUUUGACGUGUACAGACUUCAGUGGUAGAUGUUGCAUUUAAGUACAUCAGUGACCCAAUCCACCUUUUAAUACCACCACUAUCUUGUCAGUUAUACUAAAUACAUGAAUCCACAAAAAACACAAUAUAACAAUGUGUGGCCUUACAGAAUUGGGGAUUAUUACUAAUUAUUAUUACUAAAGCAAAAUAACAGUUAACCCAUCAUCUCUAAACAACCAAUAUUUAUCUAACAAGACAGAUCAGAAAUGAAAUAACAUACAUCACUCGUAAGCACUGCUCUGGAAGGAGCGAACAAACGCUUUCCCAGGCUGCAUUUAUAGCGUAUGUGUGUGUUUAGUGUGUAUGUAACAUGGGCCAGCACUACUGAUUCUGAAGGCCCUGGGCACUUGGUAAUGGUUUAAUUUAUUUCAAACAUGCAUACAGGUUACACUGGAAUACUUCACGUUACAAUUCCACAUGUCCGAAACGUAGGAAGAGAAGGAAGAAGCGGAGUUUAUUUAAUCCUACCCCGUUUGUGUCUACACUUAUUCACUUCCUGUAUUCAACACAUUUUCACCAAAUCUGAAAUAACAUAAGAAAAUGAUUGCGCAUUCUAAAGAUAUAAAAACAGCUAAAAAGAGGCAGCUAAUUAAUGCACAUAAUGGGACACACCUAUUACACCGACAAAGCCUGCUUUUAAAACACCUCCAAAAAUCUCCAACAACAUUUUAUGAUUUUAUAUACAGUAACAGGCACAUUCAUGAUAACAUGUAUUACUAAUAUUUUGCCGUAUUUUGGUCCUUUUAAGCACUUUUAAGAACUUCCUGGACGCAUUGAUUUUACAUAGCAAAAUAGAAACGAACACUACACCUAGCAUUAACUCUUCCAAACUCAAAAACAAAAACCAACCCGUUGAUCGCGAGCUACGAGUCGAUCUUUGGAACUUUGCCAGUAAAGCAGUAGUUUCUUUUUUUGUUGUCCGGGUCGAUAUCAUUGGCCAACCCAGCUGUUUGUGGUCUGGGUAGAUCAAGGUUUCCACUUCCAGGUCUUCCUGUCCUGCAGUUAUUCAUGUAUUGUGAAAGUCACUGAAUGGAGAAAAAUUGGGUUCUUAAGUUCAGUACUUCUUGUGGAGCAGGCCCUUGCAACGAGGUCGUGAUGUCAAAUGUUAUUGAAUGUAAUCUUUCCAACUGCAUUGUUCUUUGUUUGUGUGUUGCAUCCUCCAUUUUCCUUACUGUCAUCCUUAAUAUCUGUGACAACAAGCGCUCUGGCCUCUUCCGGUCCUCCAUUUAGCUGGAUGUGGAUUUUGUAGUACCUCGAAUUGUCGUAGUGCCUUGAAUUCCUGCGUCCUCACAUCGCAUGCGUUUUUGGCGAUGUCAGCAUAGCAUUUGAUCAGAUGCUCAUCCAUGCAGACGUUUGUACCGUUCAGCUUCUUUCCAAGUUCAGCGUUGCGGUUUGGAAUUUUCUGUUGGUGAACUUAACAAUGAUGACGAGUGUGGCGUCCACCUCCUUUGAUUGUACAAAAUUGGCAAUUUGUUGCUUCGUUGAUGCAACAUUAAUUUCAUACUAGUCCUCCUCUGUUCUCGAUGGCCCUGGCAUUUGACCUGGGUGUAAUGCAGAGCCCCGUCAUGCAUUCUGAGCCAUCUCAUCAAUUAUAUUCUCCUUUUGUUCAAUCAUUUUUUCCCUUUACUUCUUUUUCUUCCUUAAGAGCGACGCACAAGGCAGCGCUAUCAUCCUAAUAUCAUUGUGCAGUGCUGUAGUUUCCUCACUAAGGUUCUUGACCUCAUCAUGGGUCUCAGAGAAGGGCCUCUUGAAGUCCUGUGAUUGCAGGCUUCUUACGGUAGGUCUUGUCGUAUUUUCAGCCAUUUUCUGUCAUUAGGCUCUUCAAGGCGCCAUAUAAUAUUGAAUCCUUCUCAUUCAACAGCAUUCUGAUUCUGGACCCGGAUUUCCAGGGCUGGAAUGGUUUAGCUUUUUGCAUGGCAUUGUUGCUAUAGGGAACCGCUUUCAACCUCAGCAGUUAACCAGUUAGCUUGGCUUGCUAGCAGCUGUCGACAUUUGUAACUGGUUUAUUUCAAUGAAUCCGUACCGCUCGCCUGUCCGAUGUCAAGUCAGGGAUGUCAGCAAGCUGUUCUAAUAUCACACAUACACAUACAGAUAGACGCUGAAAUCUGAUUGGACAAAAAACAAAAUACCUAGACAUACUGGAAGCAGUGUAGCUAAGAAACAUGCUACAAAAUGAAGAUAACAGACCUUCGGGAAUAAUAAUAGUUUGAUAGAACAAAUACGAGAAUUUAGUUUGUAAAUGUAAGCUAGUGUUUCUGACUUAGGCCAGCAGAGAAGGACUUGCUGGCCCUGACUGCACACCACUCAUUGCCGUUACACAUGUUUGAUAUCGCAGCAAUCACGGCAGUGUCAUAAAGUCGAUUUUAAUCAUAAUCUCUCUCACAUAUUGAAGAAUACCAUCUCUACCAAGCAGAAAGCCCCCCAGAUGUACUCUCUGUUAGCCUUUUUUACGUGGAGAUCACUGAAAAUAGCUGCAUCAGAUCCAUCGUUGCCGAACCCAGCAAAGCAGGAUAUUGCUGUAAAUGCGCUGUCACACGGUGAAGAGGUAUACAAAAUCUCAUCUUGGGCUUGAAUGUGGUAUCCAUUUUGACCCUUUAAUGAUUCAUUUGAACUGUUCUCUUCCAGGGCGGAAUGAUUAUCAAUGUACAUCUUCGGUCAUUAGUAAAAACAUGAUGAUCAAGCUUAUUUUACACGGGGCAAAUUCAUAUUUGGUAAAGUCGUUUGGAAGAUCUUUUGCUAAACAACUGCGCAGUCCAGGAUCAUCAGUCAACCGAAUGUAUGUAAAUAAGUAGGCCUGUGUGUGUAAAUGAUUUGGAUGCGUCUUCGCUGUGCCUGUGGAGGACCUGUACUGUCACCCUCAGAUGAAAGGAAAUUGCUUGGGAUGUGAACUGGAAACUGCUGGACCGUGACUGUAUAAAAUACUGUCAGACAAUGACAAUUGCUUUCAACACACGCUGUUAAACUUCACACCCCAGACAGGGGCCAACCAACCUCUGAUGACUUGAUCCCCCUUUUCUUUGUCAUGCUCUUGAUACAGAACAGGGAGCCAGAAAUGAGGUGGACAAAUCCCAGGUUGAACAGGCAGCGUAGCGGGGGCUACUGAGAACAAGGUCUUAUAUAUUUCAAAUAAAUACAGAUAGAGAGAGAGCGGUAGUGUCAUUUAUCAACACCUUACUUUUUAGUCCUCAUUGCCUUGAGGCAGAGUAGGGCUGGGCGAUAUAUCGAUAUUUUAUUUCUUUUAAGCGCGAUAUGAAAAAAAAACAUAUCGCUGACAGCGAUAUAGACUGGAUUUGCGCUGUUCUCACGGAGGUCUGUCUCACUCUUCACUGCUGUGUGUGUCAGCGCUCCUUAGCGGGGCCGCUGCCCCGCCCCCCUUCGUGCUCCGUGCUAGAUCUGGCGACAUUCCAAACCCUCUCGGUGACAUAUUUUCCUCAAAAGCGACUAGCGACAAAUCUAGCUACUUUUUCUGGUGUUGUUGGAGAGUUUCUGGUAUUUGGGAACAUUCAAGUGAAAGUAGUGGAGAUCCACGCAUCCUCGAGGUGCGAUGCCACCUGGGUGGAUCUCGUCCUAUUUUAAAGAGCGACGUAAAUGUUUCUUAAUCGUCAUUAAAUGACUGUUCAUUACACUCAAGCCUCAUUUGGACUUGGUCACUUAAUUGUCAGUGUGUCAGAACGUGUGAUGGGAGAACGACGUGUGCUAACUAAACAGGUACUCCUAACUACAAGAUAAAAGGUGGAGGCUGGAGGUGAGUCUGGAUGUAAUUAUUAUGCUGUCUAAACUUUGAGAGGUGCUAGCCAAGAUAAAAUAUUUAAAUUAUUUUAUUUUGAUGAAGGGAUGGCCAAUUUUUUAAAUGAACAAACUAAGAAUCAAGUUUGUUUGUUGUUCUAAACCUAAUUAAGGUGUUUUUAUUCACUUUUUUGGCUCUCCUAAGAGAUUCUGCCUUCUGGAAAAAAAAUAAUACUGUUCAAAGUAAAGUAUUUUUGAGUUGCUGCUGACAUUUAAAAAUGUCCUAUUAAAUGGGGCACUUUAUUUCAUUUGUUGUUUUUUGUGCCUUUGGUAUUAGCUGAGGAUUUGAGCAUAGCUAAAGCGUUGUUCUAAAGAAGAUUGAUGAUUAUAUUUAACUUUUUCUAUAUUUAUUUCAAAAAGAGCACGAUUAUACAGUAUUUUAGCAGCUAUUUUUUUAUAAGAUUUUUUAAAUUUUAAUGAAAGAACUUCUGACACAUAUUUGACUUUGACGUUGUCUAAACUCGCUUUGUGGAAUAAAUAUCGGGCAAAUAUUGAAUAUCGAUAUUCAACAUCAAUAUAUCGGGAUAUGAGUUUUGGUCGAUACCGCCCAGCCCUAAGACAGACCAAACCAAAAUGGCGCGCCAAGGCCAGAUUUUAUAUGGCGCCCCCUCCAUCAGGGAUUUACAUACGCUUUCAAAAGAAACUGAAUGGCAAUGAAUGUUUUUACCAUAGUCUUUAAUACGUAAAAUAACAUGUCACCCAAUUUACAUGGUUAAUAAGUUAGAUAUAAAUUUGGGCUAUCAAAUGAUUAAAAAAUGUAAUCAAAUUAAUCACACAUAAAUUUUCAAAUGAAUGAAUUAAUAACCAUUUGCCACUACGUGUGAAAUACGCUGAUUUUUGCUGUACAUUAUGAACGAAAAGAUAAAUGACAGGAUACAAUUACAUACUGUAUAUUUGUAUGUACUGACAGCUGCAAAUGAACAGAGAUUUUAAAUCAACCUUAAAGAAACCACACAAAAAGUAUUUGUCUAAUACUGCUGUCUUUAAUAGGAGCAGAACAUCUGAAUCACGCUUUAACAGCGAUAUUAAGCACAAUGAGGGGUUCAACGACACAGCAGGAUUUAAGUCACAAUUUGAGUGUAGAUGUAUUUUCUACUUCCGAGCAUGCUUAAAUGCAGCAAAUUGUGCCUCCACGUUAGUGAGUGUUUGGAGUGUCCCUGAUCCUACCUCGCAUUCAGAUAGAUAAAUAGAUAAAUAGAUACUUUAUUCUAUCUACCUUCUGACAGUGAGGAUGCGCCAUUCUGAUGAUGUUCGGACUAUGCAAGGCAAGGUGAGUUUAUUUAUAGAGCACAGUUCAUACACAAGGUAAUUCAAAGUGCUUUACAGAAAGGAAGGGUCGAAUCACUUCAUAAAAUCAUUCCAUAAAAACAUAAAAUCAUUCAAAAGUCAUGACAUAAAGUUCCGUAGAUCAUUCCAUAGAAUAAAAAAUGAAGAGUGCAGAUAGAAUACUUUCAGUUGUCAUAUGCACAGUUGAAUGGAAGUGUUUUCAGCUUGGAUUUGAACAUUGCCGAAGUUGAGGAUCGUCGCACAUCUUCUGGAAGAUUAAUCCAGAUUUUGGCAGCAUAAAACUGAAACGCAGCCUCACCGUGUUUAGUCCCGACUCUGGGCACUCGCAGGAGCUCGAGAUGGUUUAUGGGGCUCUAGCAUGUCAGAGAUGUACUGCACUUUGGCGCAAGACCAUGAAAAUGACUUGUGCACAAGCAGAGCUGUUUUAAAGUCUAUUCUCUGACCAACAGGAAGCUAGUGCAGAGAUCUGAAUACUGGAGUAAAAUAAAGUUAUAAAAGACCGUGUGGGGACACUAUUGUGCCCAAAUCUGCUGCCGUAACAGAAAGAUCUGGCUUCACGUGAUGCUCAUGCAUUAAUUACGCCAAAAAAAUUGCGUCAUAAUUAAAUAAAUGACUUGCCGGCAUUAAUGCGCUAAUUCUGACAGCCCUAAAAUAAAUACGAAAAAAUCUGAACUACACAAAAUAAGUGGAUACAUAUUAAUAGUAAUACAUUAUAAAGACAACAACAGUACAGCACAGUUUACUGUAUGAGCUAAAGUGACACUAUGACCGAGGAUCCCAGGGGUACCCCCCAGGGGUACACCAAUCGUCAAAGGGAUGUACGUGAAUAAAAAUGAACAAUCACCGCCUAACACUCACCAUUACGAGUGCGUCCGAACGCCUCACAAUGCAAGGAGAACGGAACAGAAAGGAGACAGAGCAUGAAGUUGUUCAUUGCUCUGUGUGCAUUCUAUGAACAAAUAAGAAAGCUUGAUGAUUAUUUUGUGUAUUAAGAGUGUUUAAUCUUGAAGAUUUCGCUUACAUCGGUGUUCCAAUCCCCGCCACUGUGAGUGGGGAUUCCCCUAAAAAUGAAACUUUCUCGUUAUCGUUGGUUGUAUGUGUUUUUGUACUUUGUGUACUGCUUUAUCAUGAUCACCAAGCUCGCCCAUUCAAUUUGGUAUUAAAUGAAUAUGCAGACUUAAACCAUAACCGUUGUGAGUGGACAAAAAAGUGAAGGUCAAAUUCAGCCCAUUCAAACGGAAGGAUGCCAACAUCAGACUGGAAAAAAAGACAUGUGGGAUGAUUACUUAUCUAUUUAUCAGCGCUCAUGUGAGACUAAAUCAAAAUGUGACCAUGCAAAAUAAAAAAAAUUGACCUAGAUUUACUAUAAAAUCAAAUAACCAAUUAAUUAUGUUCAAUAUUUAAAGUUAAUUUCGAUAAAAAGGUUUGUUUGUUAAGUGUGCAGGUGUAGGAGGUACAAAUGUGUGAAGGGGUACGCGACUCUAAGAAGGUUUUCUAUGCUCCAACUAUGAAAAUAUUCUGUUUAUUAACACUGAGUCCUAUUUUGUGGAUUAACCACGAUAAACGACGGAUUACUGUAUACAACUAAGAAUAUGUACAAAAGUGAUGGGCGCUGGGAGAUUUACUGUAUCUGUUAGCAUUUGUAGUAAUAAUAAUAAUAAUUGGGCAUUGCUUUACAUUCCAAUCAAUGUGAGCUCUUUCGUUUUAAGACUUAAUAGUAGUAGUUUUAAUAUAAUUGUCACGGCUGGUCUUGCAUGCUCUUAUUUUGGUAUGCUCCCCUCACGUCUUGUGUUCCUCUGUGCCCAAAGUUGAGCGCUGGGCACAGCCACGAGCAGCAGCAGGUGCCAUUUUACAAUCAGUCUGGCACUAUUUAGUCUCCUCGCUCCUGUGCUAGUUUGUCUGUGUAUUUUUCCUGCCAACUACUUGCUACCUGUUCUUCUUGUCUUUGUAGUUUCUUCUUACCUGCUUUGUUCCGCCCGUGCACGUUUGUUACCCUGUAAGUUUGUUUUUGUGUUAAUCUUACCGUCGCUUUUAGUUCUAGUAUUUUCCUGCUGGUGGUCUUGUCCAAGCUGAGCUUGUGAUUGAAAUUUUGCAUUUUUUGGUUUAGUUUGCUGCUUUUCUGUUUUUGCCUUUGCAGUCCUCUUUUUAUUCCUGUUUUUCUACACACGGUGGUUUUGUGUUUUUGCCUUUUUGUCAUUAAAAAGACUUUUUGCCUCACCUUUGCCUCAAAUUCCUCAAAUUUCUGCUUUCAGGGUUCACACUUUACACCCAACUGAACUGUAACAAUAAUUAUCCUAA